AUGAGUUCUAGUAAAGAUAGUUCAGAUGCCAACACUACCAUCUAUCAUUGGAUCCAGCAGACCAUAUUUCAGGCUUUUGCUCUGAAGCAGCAACAUCAAACAGAUAAUACGUCAGAAUCUAACUCACAACUAUCUGAUCUGGAGAAGGUUUUGGAAGAAGCAUUGUGGUUGACAAAAAAAUGGCUGGAAGAUGUCUAUGGACAUAAAUUUAAUUUGAAUGUGUAUGAAAAGCCUAGUUUGCAUUCAGAACUCUGGGAAGAAGCAAUUAAUCAAAUUUCUCUGUAUUGUAAAGAACUGAAUGCAUUUAAAGAUCUUCACCCAUCCAUUAAGAAAUGCUUUGAAGACUGUGCAAUUGAAGCAGUGCAUUUGGCUUGCCAGUCAGAGACCAAUAUUCUUAGCAAGUUAAGUUCUUACAAUCUGGAAAAUUUUGGACGUUUGGUGUCAAGUGUUAUAGAAAAUUCAUGGCCAAAGGAUAACCAAGGAAACUAUGUUAAAGAGAGUGAUGCAAUUUUACAGCACUUGCUAAUGUGGACAGAUGCAACAUACAUAUUUAAACUUUAUGGAACAGAUAGCCGAAUAAUAUCACAGUUUGGAGUGGACAUCCAAGAACUGGUGGCUCUUUCAGAAUCUGUAUUUCUGGAGGCUGUAAGGAAUGUCAUGGAUGGAAAGGUGCUCUAUAAACAUAUAGAGAGUAUUCUAAAGCACAAGGAGCAGUUUGUAGCCAUUUGUAAACUGAAAACCGAAAAAAACGAGAAACCCUUGUUGAAUGAAAUAAAUCAAGUGUUGACGUGGUGGAAGGCUGGAAUAGACAAACUACGAAUAGAGCGUGAAUGGGUGAACAGUCUUCUCAAAAUGAUCGAUAGUGUUGAUAAGUACAUAAAAGUGAAUGUUUCUGAAAUUCAUGCAAAGCAUUUACAAGAACUGGGAUCACAAAAGCUAAUGGAUAUAUUACCUGUAAAGACUCCUAAUUCACCUGAUGAAUUUAUUGGACAUGCCUUGUCUUAUUAUAACCUCAGUGCUCCUUCCAUGACCAUGGCUGAACACCUGAACACUUUCAGGACUAGCCAUGUCUUUACCACUUGUUGGGAGAGACAAGCCAAUGCUGUUGCUGAGAGUUCUCAUAGUGAGUCCUCUAAUGAGAGUGAAGAUGACACUGAGUACACAGUUGAGGAAAUAGUCGAUGAACUCUUCAAUCCAUGUUUGGAAAAUUGCAAGAAGAUUUAUAAUGACCUUAAAUCUGGACAAGUCACCUUUGAAGUUGUGGACAAGUUUUUAGCAGAUUUCAAAGACAAUUAUAAAAAUCUGGAAAAAGAACUUGAAAUCUUGUGUGGCUUGGGAGUCCGAGAUAAUAAAACAUGGAUCUCGAAACGUGUGAGUCAGAUUGAAGAGUACCAUGAACUUGAUGUAGCCUUUCGUUCUGCAGAGGUUAUAUUUGAAGUAAAAAGUUCUUUCAAUCUGGAUGGGGACUUCCAAACGUUAGAAACUCUGCUCCAAUUUGCGGAUGAGUUUGAGAACUAUAAGCAAAAGUCUCUAUCUUGUAUAAGUACAGAAGUAAUGAAAACCAAAAAACUGUUGUCGAAAGUUAAUGAAAAUCACAUUGCAUGUCUUAAGGAGGUCUUGAAAAGAAGAGAUUUUAUUGUCUGGGUCAAAGAAGCAUUGACAGAUGUCAAUGAGCUGAAAGUGUUUGUUGACUUGGCCUCCAUUUCUGCUGGAGAGAACGAUAUGGAUGUGGACCGUGUUGCCUGUUUUCAUGACGCAGUGCUGGGGUAUUCACCAUUGUUCUAUGACCUGAAGCGUGAAUUUGGGUUUGACAGCUUUAUGCUUUGCCUGGAGAAAUUAUGGAAAGCCUUACAAAGUGACCCGAAACUUCCAGAAAAGUUGAAAGACUCUGCUCGUCAUAUAGAAUGGCUGAAGACUGUAAAAGAGAGUCAUGGUUCAGUUGAACUGUCAUCUCUGUCCCUGACAACAAGUAUCAACAAAAAGGGGAUCUAUAUCAUCAGAGCACCCAAGGACAAGAAGAAGAUUACACUUGAAAGUGUUUUGAACUUGGUUCUACCAGAGAAUAAGGAGAACAGUCGUUUGUAUACACUAGAGGAGCUGAAGGAACUGCUUAACAAACUUAUGCUUAUGUCAAGCAAGGGAGAACAAGGCAACAUGGAAGUUGACAAGUUUUCUGAGAUAUUUUCUAAUGUUCAGAGGCUGGCUGGCUCUUUUAUUGACCUCUAUCUGGCUGGAAAUAUGCUGUUUAGAACGUGGGGGGCAGUGAUCCAAUGUGCAGAUAAUGCUACAGUCAGUGUUCGUAUGAACUUUGAUGUUGAGGGAAUUGAGGAACUUCAAGCAGAAGAAGCUCUUACCGAUUUGCUUCCAAGCAUCUGCAAAACCAUGGAGAGAUUGUUGGAAGAGUGGCUGGCCUUUGUCAACAAGAAGAGAUCCGAGCUAUACUACUUAAACUACUACACAGCAGAACAGCUGGUGUACCUGUGCCAGCAGUAUCAGAUGAGGGAAAUCAGUGAGGAGGCUCUUGUAAUGUUGUCUUUUAUUAAACCUGACUGUGAAAAAAUAGACACUAUCAACUCCUUCUACUUUUCCAAGACUGGUUCCUGUUAUCCAACCGCUGUAAACCAACCAGAUAUGAUGGAUUUUGCAAUGGAACUUGAAGUCUGUAGAGAUGUUUCAAAGAAACUAGAGCUGGUUUGGAAGUUCUCUAUGGAUAACAUGAACUCUUUCUUCCCAGGUUGCCUGGAUUUGGAUGCCCUGGGUACUAGCUUAGCUGCUCUGGCUGAGCAAAAUAAAAAAACGGUAGACCGUGACCUUCAUCCAAGUUUGCAGCCUGGCCGACCCAAUCUGAUUCUUUGUCCUCCAUCAGAAAUGUUGUCCUGUGCUAUAGCAGUUUACAUGCACACCUCUGGUGAGGCAUUGCCAUCCUAUGAUGAAGUUCUCCUAUGCACGCCUCAUACCACCUUUGAAGAGGUGGCCUUGUUUCUUCGUAGAUGCUUGACUUUGGGGUACAGUGGGAAGAAAAUUUAUAGUUUGAUCAAUGCAGACCUGCUAAGCUAUGAUGUAGGUUAUAAGUCUGAGCUACUAUUCCAACAACUACAGGCCAAGUGCAUAGAAAAGUACAAUCUUGUAAUCAUAUGUAACUCUGAUCGAGAGGGUUGCUACAUUCCUUCAGUUUUCAGCCAAUUCAAGAUUCAUGUGAUCCCCCAAAAACAACCUGUAGAGAUUCAACGUUACCUGUGUACACAUUUUAAAAUUGGUUCUGAAGUGGUUUCAGCAGCUUCCAUGUUUAAGAAUGGAAUGAGUGCAGGAAUUGUGUCAUCUAAGCGAGCUGGGGUUGGAAAAUCUCUGUAUGUGAAAAGGCUUUACCAAAAACUUGGGUCUAAAUUUUCAAGUAAAAAGCCACUUCUCAAAAUAAUUCGGCUCAUUAAGCCAGAGGUGGAUGAGAACAAAGUAUUGGAAACCUUACUUCCUUUUCUAAAUGGGAAAUCGAAGAGCUGUCCUAUAAUAUUCCAUAUCGACAUUACAUCUUCUGUGAAAAGUGGCAUUUCAGAGUUCCUGUUUAAACUCCUUGUCCUGCAAUAUCUGAUGGAUUCUGAGGGAAGGAUAUGGAAGCGCCUGCCCAGUCACCUGUACAUCAUUGAGAUUUUGGAAUGUUCUGACAUUUUAUUUAGAAAACAAUUCAAAUCUGUUCCUCGAAUUGUGCAAAACGGUUUAAUUGACUUCUUCCCCAAGAUUCACUGCUGCUCUCCAAAAGAGGUUCUCACAAAAACUACACAAACUGAUGUAAUUGAUUGUGGAGAUCCAGGAAUGGACAUUGAGGAAUUUCGUAGUGAAUGUUUCCAGAGACCGUACCAAUACCUGAUUCGCUUUGACCAGGAACAAAAUCUAGAUGCCUUUGUGUACAUAGAAGGCCACACCGAAGGAGACCCAGCAAAAUGUCUGCAGAUAUUUCUUCUUUACUGUGGCAUAGUUGACCCUUCAUGGUCUGAACUCCGGAACUUUGCAUGGUUUCUAAACCUUCAGCUAAGAGACUGUGAAGCUUCAGUGUUCUGUAACCAUGAGUUUGUUGGAGAUACACUGCAAGGAUUCAAAAACUUUGUGGUGAAUUUUAUGAUAUUAAUGGCAAAAGACUUUGCUACUCCUUCUUUGCACAUUGCAGAUCAAAGCCCAGGAAGAUACGAGAUUAAUCUUGAUGAUGGAGUCCAGGAACAAGACCUGGUACCUUUUUUAAUGCGCAAGAGAUGGGAGUCUGAGCCGCAUCCCUAUAUCUUCUUUAAUGAAGACCAUGCAUCCAUGACAUUUAUAGGAUUCCACCUGGAACCAAAUAAUGCUGGUGGGGUGGAUGCCAUAAAUCCCAGAAAUAACCGCAUCAUCCGACAAAAUGUUAUGUCCUUGCAACUUUAUGCAGGCUUGAGGCUUCAGAGAGUGCCAUUCAAUACUGAUUUUGACCAGUUGCCCAGACAUGAGAAAAUAAGCAGCUUAUGUAUGGUGCUAGGAAUUCAGUGGCCGAUGGACCCUGAUGAAACAUAUGAGCUCACCAUGGAUAACAUGCUAAAGAUUUUAGCAAUUAAGAUGAGGUUCCGAUGUGGAAUACCUGUAGUCAUCAUGGGAGAAACCGGUUGUGGGAAAACCAGGCUGAUUAAAUUCUUGUGUCAUUUGUGCAAGGGAUUUGUUGAAACAGAAAACAUGAAGCUUGUAAAGGUUCAUGGUGGUACCACUGCUGAGACAAUCUACCAAAAAAUCUUGGAAGCCCAAGAAAUUGCACAGAUUAACAAGCAAGAGGGAUGUGAAACUGUAUUGUUUUUUGAUGAAGCAAACACCACUGAGGCCAUUAGCAGCAUCAAAGAAGCCCUGUGUGAUCACACGGUAGAAGGGGUGCCUUUGCAAGAAGACUGUGGUCUACAUAUCAUUGCUGCUUGCAACCCUUACAGAAAGCACACUGAUGACAUGAUCAAACGUUUAGAAUCUGCUGGACUAGGUUAUAAAGUGAGAGCAGAUGAGGCAAAAGAAAGGCUUGGCUCCAUUCCACUGAGACAGCUUGUAUAUCGGGUACAUGCUUUGCCUCCUAGCAUGAUUCCACUUGUAUGGGAUUUUGGGCAACUAAACAAUGAAACUGAAAAUAAAUACAUUCAGCAGAUUGUGCUGCGCUUAGCCAAAGAGAUUCGGCUUUCUACUUCUGACAUCCAGUUAUUAACAGAUGUCCUUUCAGCUUCUCAGUCCUACAUGAGAGAUAAAAAUGAUGAGUGCAGCUUUGUAAGCCUUAGGGAUGUGGAACGUUGCAUAGAGGUCUUCAAAUGGUUUUUUAGCCGUCAUGACAAGCUGAAACAUCAUCCAUCCCUGGCAUUGAGAAGAAAAAGUACUGACAGUGUGGUAGAUAAAGCAGCUUGGUCUCUGGUUCUUGCUGUUGGCGUGUGCUAUCAUGCAUCUUUGGAAACCAAAGAUUCUUUCAGGAGGGCUAUAUGUAAAUUCUUUCCUCUGCCUUAUAGAGACCCCACCAUUAUUUUACAGGAAAUAACUUCCAUUCAGGAACUCUUCUUAGCAGGUGUACAAUUAAGGGACACCAUUGCAAGAAAUCUUGCUUUGAAGGAAAACCUCUUUAUGAUGGUCAUCUGCAUCGAGCUAAAAAUUCCAUUGUUUCUGGUUGGAAAACCUGGAAGUUCAAAGUCUCUUGCAAAGACUAUUGUUGCUGAUGCUAUGCAAGGCCAAACAGCUCAUACAGAACUGUAUAAGGACCUAAAGCAGAUCCACUUGGUGUCUUUUCAGUGUAGUCCUCAUUCAACACCAGAAGGGAUUAUUGGUACAUUUAGACACUGUGCCAGAUUCCAGGAAGGGAAGAAUUUAAACGAAUAUGUGUCUGUAGUUGUACUUGAUGAAAUAGGGCUUGCAGAAGACUCCCCUAAAAUGCCUUUAAAAACACUUCAUCCUUUGCUAGAAGAUGGAUGCAUUGAUGAUGACACCUCACCACACAAAAAAGUUGGAUUCAUUGGCAUCUCUAAUUGGGCUUUGGAUCCAGCAAAAAUGAACCGAGGGAUAUUUGUAUCCCGAGGUGACCCAAACAAAAAAGAGCUUAUUGAAAGUGCAAACGGAAUUUGUUCUUCUGAUAAAUUAAUUCUCCAUAAAGUCUCACAAUACUUCUCAAACUUCUCAGAGGGGUAUCUUAAAGUUUGCAAAACCCUAAAGGAACAGGAAAAGGAAUUCUUUGGUCUACGAGAUUUCUACAGUCUGAUAAAAAUGGUGUUUGCUUUUACCAAGCAGUCUCAAACCAACCUGACCCUGGAUGAAAUUGCUAGGGCUGUUCUGAGGAAUUUCAGCGGGAAAGAUGAGGUGAAUGCUUUGGAAAUUUUCCUAGGAGACGAAAGCAGAAAUAUAGAAUAUAGCAACACAAUAGAUUUGGUGAUGGAGAACAUCAGAAGUGACAGUGAUGAUUGUCGUUACUUGUUAAUAUUAACCAAAAACUAUGCUGGAUUACAAAUCCUUCAGCAAGCUUUCCUCAAGGAAAAUCAACAACCAGAAAUCAUCUUUGGCUCCAGUUUUCCAAAGGACCAAGAAUAUACUCAGAUUUGCCGAAAUAUCAACCGUGUUAAGAUUUGCAUGGAAACUGGACAGAUGGUUAUACUACUUAAUCUCCAGAACCUGUAUGAAAGCCUCUAUGAUGCAUUGAACCAAUACUAUGUCUAUCUAGCUGGCCAAAAAUAUGUUGACCUGGGCUUAGGCACACAUCGUGUCAAGUGCAGAGUCCACCCAAAGUUCCGAUUGGUAGUCAUUGAAGAAAAAGAAGUCGUGUACAAAGAUUUUCCAAUUCCUCUCAUCAACCGUCUUGAGAAACAUUACUUGGAUAUAAACACAUUCCUGAAGAAAGAACACAAGGUUAUUGUUUGUAAGUUGGAAGCCUGGGUAGAGGAUUUCACUAAAGGCAAACAAGCCUACACCAUUGGUAACACCCAGACUUACAGGCCUUCAGAUGUUUUUAUUGGUUACCAUUCAGAUACUUGUGCUUCAGUUGUUCUUCAAGUGACAGAGAACAUGAAGCAAUCACAUACUGAUACUCAAAUGAUAAAAGAUGUGAAGAACAAAGCAGAACAAGUCUUGCUAAACUGUGCCACACCUGAUUCUGUCAUCCGCUUAGGCCGGAAAGAAUUGAUUGAGGAAUACUUCAAGAAGCAGAAACAUGGUUCAUUAUUAGAUUUUCUUUACUAUCAUGUGACAACUGGAUAUGACAAUCAUACCAUUUUCACGGAGAUCACAACAUUUUCCCGUCUUCUGACGUCUGUUGACAGAAAGGUUUUAGAAACUGAGUUACAAAGCCAAGUCAGUAGCAUUGAAAUUUUGUCCCUGCAGCAGUUUGAUACAGAGUUCUCAUUCUUGAAAAAGAUUCGGAGUUUUCUUGAAUGCUCAUCUGGAAAUCUAAUAUUGAUUAUACAGACUGAUUUUGAAGAAGGAUCCCAAGGAGCAAAUCUUGUGGCAUCAGCAAAGUACGCUGCUGUGAAUGAGAUACAAAAGGUGAAUCUCAAAGAAGCGUCUGUAUUUGUCUACUUCAUAACCAAACUUCCCAGAAUGCAAGGAGGCACUUCUUAUGUAGGCUUCCGAGGAGGAUUGUGGCAGUCCAUUCACAUAGAUGAUCUGAGGAAGUCUAAGGAUAUGGUUGAUGAUGUAACAGCACUUCAGGAUCUCACCAUAAGCCGUCUGUUCCAUGCUGAAGAGAAAAAAGAACCAGGAAAGAAUGAUACUAAGCACAAAACAAACAUGGAAACAGAGAUGGAGGUAGAAAUGAUCCAUGGAAAUGAAGACAGUGAGAUCCACGGCAGGGGUGAUGAAGUGGACAAGAACGAAAAGAUGGAUAUAAAUAUGGAAGGCAAAAUGGAGCCUGAAAAUGAAACUUCUGAAGCGCAAGAAAUGGAAACUGAUGAUCCACUGCCCAGACCAGAGGAUAUGUUGGACACCACCAUUCUCAUCCGAAGCUGUAUUCAGAAUGCCAUAGGCUUAUUAAGGGAUGAGGAGAAUAUUGAAAGCCGUAGCACCAGGAGGAUUGAGAUCCUAAUAAGCCUUAUGAGCACAGAAGAUCAGAUAAAGAGCUCUUUCCUAAAAAUGCUGAAAUACCGCCUGUUCAAGUUGCUAAAGACGCAGGAAGAAAAUGUAUAUAAUCCUGAACAAUGGGUCAUACGGGAGGCUGCAAAUCAAGAUGCUUUGCAGGAAGCUGGAACUUUCAGGCAAACCCUUUGGAAACGUGUUCAGACCGCUGUCACACCGCUUCUGUCCCAAAUCUUGUCUGUUGUUGAUCGUAAUGCCAACCUGGACCUCCUUGUGGCAAAGCAUGUAGAAGACUAUGUGAAAUGCCUAUGGAUGCACAUUUUUCAAGAUGAAAAUCUUCUGCCUAUCUCAGAUAGUCACAGUUCACAGAAUGAAACCAUUCUGGUGAAGAACUACAUGAAUAUCGCUGUAUUUGGGGAAAAUUGUUUACCUUUCAGCUGGAGGAUUAAAGAUUAUCUGGAAGAUAUUUGGACUCAGGCCCAGCACAUUGAUACUACAGAAGGUCCUGCAAUGAAAUUUCUAGAGAUCUUCUGUAAAACGCCAUUGGGAAAAUAUGUCUCAUCUAAGGAAGAGAACACGCAACACAACCUUUUCCUGAUUUACAAGAGAGACUUUAUCCUCAUGAACAUGAGCAUAUCAUCUGCUGAAGAGUUAAAGAUCAUGGAGUUUGCUCUGUCUGCAUGUAUCGAAGAAUUAAGAUCCUCCACAAAAUCUAAGGAACCCUUACAGCUUCCAUGGGUCCAUAUUGGAUAUAGUAAAUUUCAACACAGGCUGCAAAACCUGAACAGGAUUUUGGUGGUCAACUUCUCAGUGUUGGACUCCCUCCUUCAAAAAAUCACCGAUCCCAAGCCAAUGCUGGUUCUUGACAUCUAUGCUGCCAUUGCUUGUCUAGAAUCAUUGAAACACACCAUGCAGAGAUCUGACCCUCAAGAAUGGAUGCGACAAGACAACAGACCACCAGAUGAUGAGGUCAUACACCAUCUAAUAUCCUUUCUAUUCGACAAGCCUGAUUCUGUAAGUCACACACGGUCUCUUUCCCCCUUUGAGGAUGCUGUGGACAAAACUCCAGUGAUACGCUCUGUCAUAUUGAAACUGCUGCUGAAGUACAGCUUUGACAAUAUAAUGAAACAUGCACAAGAUUAUUUAGACAGAGUCAAAGGAAGCAAUCUUCUGAAACUCGCAGACACAAAAGAAGUAUACCUGCUAUUCAUUAACUGUCUGGAGGAUUCACUAUAUGAAAAAAAACAAAAAGUUCAAAAUGAGGAUGAAAAACUUGAAUACUUUGAAUUGGAAGCAUCGUUUUUGCAAAACUACUUAAGAAGCAGCAAGUGGCAAAGAAAUGAGGAGACAUCAGUACAGCUGCUUCAGGAUGUGGCCAGAGUGAGGCUGGCACUUGAUGUGGCGGCAGAAAUGAUGUCAGUCAAACUGAGAGGAUCCAAAAAUGAACAGUACCUGAGAUGUGUGGAGGAUUUAUGCUCCCAGUCUGGCAAUGAUUGGUACAGAGUCUAUCUAAUACGCAAACUGGCUAACCUGGAGGGCAUAGACAUGGUCCAAAGACAUUUUAAAGAUCCUGCAUUCAGGUGGCUGUUCCCUCAAGAAAUGUUGCAGAAAAAGGACACUGAGACAAAUCACAUUGACCAUUUCUUGGUGUGUAGAGAAAGUUACAAAGUACUGAGGGAAGGUAUAAGCAGAGCAAUGAUGGAAGGCAAAGAAGAAAGGAUUGCAACUGCCAUGGAGGAAUGUAAAAACCUGGAUCAAAAACUGGCUGUCCACCUCCUGCUCGCUGUAUUCCGAGAAAUAACCAUGCCCUAUGCGGUCUGUAAUAAUGGUCAACAAAACACAGCACUUGAACAGGAGUCUGUGAUGGAUUUUAUAAAAAAUGCCAACAUUUUCAAGGACAGAUUUCUGAAACAGUUUUUGGAGACCCUACUGACCAACAGCCGGCCAGUUCUCCGAGCGCUCCCCGGCAUGAGAGGGUCAUAUGUCACAAUCUUUGGAUUAGCGGUACACUUGGCCUCCAUUCUUUUAUCUGGAAAUAACCAUCUUUUGGCACCAUUAAAAAAUCUCUCAUUCUUAUCUGCUAGAAUGCAGAACUCCUUCUUGCCAACCAUGCCAGAGGAUCUGCUUUCCAAAGCUAAAAAUGUAAUGAGAAAACUGCACUGGUAUCGUUGUCCCAAUGGCCACUACUGUGCUGUUGGAGAGUGUGGUCGGCCAAUGCAGACCGGCCGAUGUCCGGAUUGUGGUGCCAUUAUUGGAGGACAAAACCAUGCAGCCCAUCAGGGAUUCGAGAGGAUUCAGCAGGAUGUAGACCGAACACAGCCUGGACAUGUUUUGGGAGACCCAGAUCGCCAAGGCCCAGCUGUGGCUCCAGACCGAGAUAUUGCAGCCCCUGCCUUUAUUUUACUAAGGAUGAUAACACAUCUGGCAAUGCUUCUGGGAUCAGAAGAGGAUACGCAGAGCCUGAUGCGCAUUGUGAAGCCACCAAUUCAAAAUGUUACAAAUUUCAUUUUUUGUCACAUUGAAAGAGAUCUGGAAUAUCUGAGGAACAGCCUUGGGAAAAGCACAGAUGACACCACAACCGUUGUACAUCUUAUACUUGACAAAAUGCUGAGUCCACAACGCUCCGGGCAGUGGCCUGUCAACUUUGAUGAAACUUGGUCAACCAAAGAAAUGAGGAACAACUGGGAGAAGCAUUUUGUAUCAAUGGUCAUUACCCCUGUGCUCGGGAGCUUAAACAGGGACCUCAUGACUGUGAACAAUUACAUCCGGCAGGAUGAGAGAAUUAGUUCCAAUCCUGUAGUAAAGGUGGUGUAUGGUGAUCCUCUGAUAAGUGGAGAGAAGAUGGACUUACCACAGGACAGUAAUGUGUAUUGCUCAAAGAUAUGGAACUGCAGAAAUCGGAUCUCCAUUGAAUAUAUACUACAUACUGUGCAGCAGCAGGAUGGAAAAGACACCCUACCUCUUCUCUGGAAAUUCCUGGAGAAAGAAACAGAACUACAGAUGGUGAAAUUUUUGCCAGAUAUGUUGAAACUUCAGAAGGAUUUGGUGAAGAAAUUCCAGAAUUACAAAGAUAUCAACUUUAAAACUAUUGGAGAUUUCUUGCAAAGCAUAAAGUCUGAUGGAGCUCAAUGUAUUUUUAAACAGCGUAUACAAAAAUUCAUACGUGCUUGGAAUCAUCUGCGGCUUUUCCUGCAGACGAACGGUGAAAUAAAGCUCCCAGAAGGCAUGUGUGAUGAGAUCCUUACCAUGGACAGCGAAUUUGAGUUUCUUCUUCCUCGUCGCCAGGGACUGGGCCUGGGUGCUACAGCACUCACUAGCUACCUCAUAGCACUGCACAACAGUUUUAUAUAUGCACUGGCAAAAUACACCAACAUUGAACAAAAUUACUCUAUUAAAGCUUCUGAAGUAAUGGAUCUACAUGUGAUCAGUUAUGAGCUGGAAAAGGAUCUAGUGCCUAUAAUCUUAUCCAACUGCCAGUAUAGUUUAGAGAGCGGUAAAGAGACUUUACAGGAAUUUGACUUUCCAAAGAUCCAGAAUCAACUCACCACCCGCCUUCUCCAAGGGAAGCCUCUCAUCACCAUGGUUGGAUUGCCAACUCUCACCCUUUCCCAUGACAGAAACUAUGAGCACCUGUUUACAGAUCUAAAGAAAAGACUCCCUCAGGACUCUUUAUCAAACUCAGCAAUAGAUGUUAUAAGCAAAGACCUGAAUGCAUUCAGUGAUGUCUGUGAAGCCUUAAACAUUGUGGACAUCUCAGUGGGAUUUCUGGCAACGUCAGGAGGAGAUGCAGAACUUUCCUUAACAGGAUAUGUAGAAGAUGUCCUACAGAUGAAAGAACAGAGCAGCACACAUGUUCUUGAGGCGCUGAAACGCUGUUACUUGAAAAACACAAUCGCUCUUUGGCAGCUUCUCACUGCACUGAAGUCACAACAUCUUUUACAUCUAAAGAGGGAUCCAUUUGCCAGUGUGGACACAGUUUACAAACAUGAACUAGACAAGGAGAGGCAGCACGCACUCAAUGUGUUCUUGGAGCAGAAUGGCACAAACCGCUUCCUUCUGGAGCUGCAUGAGAUGAUCAUGCUGAAAUUAGGAAAGCCACGAAGUGCAGAUGAUUUCCCACCUUCAUGGAUCUUAAGGGAUGUGCUGGUUCCCCUUCUUGAUGAUAAAGGUGUUUCCUUCAUGGAACUGGAGAAUGACUUUCCCGAACAAAUUGCACUUGCCCAUUGCAUUGAAGCUUGGAAGGUUGCUGCCAAUAAGAAGUGGAAUCGCAUUUAAUGACUUGGAAUGGAAAAUAGUGGCUGCAAAGUCUAUGUGCUGCAUUGUGAGACCUUAUAUUGCUGCUGCUAACUCAGGCUGUUUUG
Messenger RNA from Nanorana parkeri, 12389 nucleotides. RefSeq names its product E3 ubiquitin-protein ligase RNF213-like. Gene Ontology annotation, cellular component: cytosol; membrane; nucleolus. Gene Ontology annotation, biological process: negative regulation of non-canonical Wnt signaling pathway; sprouting angiogenesis; ubiquitin-dependent protein catabolic process. The record is from RefSeq and is a predicted model, not a curated record. Gene Ontology annotation, molecular function: ubiquitin-protein transferase activity; ATP hydrolysis activity. The coding region runs from base 1 to 12303 and encodes 4100 amino acids. Lineage: Eukaryota; Metazoa; Chordata; Amphibia; Anura; Dicroglossidae. The transcript is spliced from 52 exons.